GGCGUCGGCCCGCGGAGGGGCGGCCUCCCCGGCAGCCCGAGCCCUCCGGCGCGCGCCGCGGCUGCGAAACAGUUACCGGCUGGUAAACAACAGCUGCGCGCGCACCCGCCUCAGCUGGCGCUGGUGUCCCGCACCUGCGACCUCCUCCUCCCCUCGCCCCGCCGCCCGCUGCGCUCAGCCCGGGCCGGCCUGCCAGGCCAGCUUCUCCCUCGCUGGGACCUGAAGGAAGGACGGCGACGGGCAGACCCCGCCGCGGCCCUGUGGGGGAGGAAGCGAAGGGGUGGCCUGUCCUGGCACACGCACGGGGAAGCCCGGCGAGCCGACGUGCGCUCGGUGGAUUAGCAACGACCCGCCGCGACCCGGAGCUGCGGUCCGAGGGCUCCCGAUCCGCCCUCUAGCCGCCGCCUCCCGGAUCCCGAGGGCCAGCCUGCCAGAAGAGCGGGCCGGCCACUUGGAAGACGAGACCCCUAGGAGGCAUCCUCUGCUCGCCCUUUUUAUUCUCUUGUAUCCAGAGUGUGGGGUAUUUUCCCCGUUAUGCAUGCGCAUCUCUCCCACCAGACCCAAGCGGAUUACUGGCCUCAAAAACACCGGGUGGCUCUGCGCACACCUCCCAGCCAGACCUGUGGGGUAUUCACCUGAUACACAACAGGUGGCCGGGUGUACACCGUUUUGCAAUCUGAUCUGUGCUAUAUUCGCCUAAUAAGAGUGGGCCUGCGCGCACUUUGCUCAACGAGAACCGGGGGACAUUUUCCAGGUAAAAGACUUAACUACCUCGGCGGAAAUCUGGGGGUCGAGGGAAGAAGGGCUUCACCUGCUUCUCUGACACCAUGGCACUGAGCCUGCAGCCCUGGACCAGGGGAGACAGCUAGAUAACUCUUCUUUCUGAAGGAACGAAGUUACACGAGAUUGGCAACGUUUUGUCCUUUUUUUUUUUUUUUUCUUAAAUAUUUACUAGUAGUGCACUUUCUAAGAUAAUCUGAAUUCUGAGUCGUAGGAUUCUUAUUUGGGACUUUUUGUGUGGUGUAAAUCAAGAUUAUUGAGGGUUUUUUUUUUUUAAGUUUUUCUAUUUUUGCAACCAAAAGUAGCUCGCGUAGGAGGAAGGAUUUUGCGGGGUUUUCCUUUUUUCUUUGUUCUUCUAAAGGAAAACAGAAUAAUGCAUCCUCCAGAAACCACCACCAAGAUGGCUUCAGUGCGGUUCAUGGUGACACCAACGAAGAUUGAUGACAUUCCAGGUUUGUCAGAUACCAGCCCGGACCUCAGCUCCCGAUCCAGUUCCCGAGUAAGAUUUAGCUCACGGGAAAGUGUGCCUGAAACAAGCCGCAGUGAGCCUAUGAGUGAGAUGUCUGGAGCCACCACUUCUCUAGCCACUGUUGCCCUGGAUCCAGCCAGUGAUCGGAAUUCUAACCCCCAGGACGUUACCGAGGACCCGAGUCAGAACUCCAUCACAGGGGAACACAGCCAACUGUUAGAUGAUGGGCAUAAUAAGAAAGCUCGAAAUGCUUAUCUCAAUAAUUCCAAUUAUGAAGAAGGAGAUGAAUAUUUUGAUAGAAACUUGGCACUCUUUGAGGAAGAAAUGGACACCAGACCAAAGGUAUCUUCUCUCCUCAACCGUAUGGCCAAUUAUACUAAUCUGACACAAGGAGCAAAAGAGCAUGAGGAGGCAGAAAACAUUACUGAAGGGAAAAAGAAGCCCACCAAGACCCCUCAAAUGGGAACUUUCAUGGGUGUCUACCUCCCAUGCCUACAAAAUAUUUUUGGAGUGAUCUUGUUUCUGCGCCUUACGUGGGUUGUGGGCACGGCUGGAGUUCUUCAGGCCUUUGCAAUUGUCCUUAUCUGCUGUUGCUGUACACUGUUGACUGCUAUCUCCAUGAGUGCCAUUGCCACUAAUGGAGUGGUGCCAGCUGGAGGCUCAUACUUUAUGAUUUCCCGGGCACUGGGCCCAGAGUUUGGUGGGGCUGUUGGCCUCUGCUUUUAUCUCGGUACCACAUUUGCAGCAGCCAUGUAUAUCCUGGGUGCCAUUGAAAUUUUUCUGGUAUAUAUUGUCCCCCGAGCUGCCAUCUUUCGUAGUGAAGAUGCACUCAAGGAGUCAGCAGCCAUGCUAAAUAACAUGCGCAUCUAUGGCACAGCCUUCUUGGUUCUCAUGGUAUUGGUGGUGUUCAUCGGUGUACGCUAUGUGAACAAGUUUGCCUCACUUUUCCUGGCCUGUGUCAUUGUAUCCAUCUUGGCCAUCUAUGCUGGAGCCAUCAAGUCUUCUUUUGCACCUCCACACUUCCCGGUCUGCAUGCUGGGUAACCGCACCCUUUCAUCAAGACACAUUGAUACUUGCUCCAAAACCAAGGAAAUUAACAACAUGACAGUACCUUCAAAAUUAUGGGGCUUCUUCUGUAACUCCAGUCAGUUUUUCAAUGCUACCUGUGACGAAUAUUUUGUUCACAAUAAUGUCACUUCAAUCCAGGGCAUUCCUGGAUUGGCUAGUGGUGUCAUUACAGAGAAUCUUUGGAGUAAUUACCUACCAAAGGGAGAAAUAAUUGAAAAGUCCUCAGCCAGAUCUUCUGAUGUCUUGGGCAACUUAAACCACGAGUAUGUCCUUGUUGACAUCACCACCUCUUUUACCCUUCUUGUGGGGAUCUUCUUUCCCUCUGUCACAGGUAUCAUGGCUGGAUCAAAUAGAUCUGGAGAUCUGAAGGAUGCUCAGAAGUCUAUUCCCAUUGGCACUAUACUUGCUAUCCUGACCACCUCCUUUGUCUAUUUAAGCAAUGUUGUCCUUUUUGGUGCCUGUAUUGAAGGUGUUGUUCUUAGAGACAAGUUUGGGGAUGCUGUGAAAGGUAAUCUGGUGGUGGGUACCUUAUCUUGGCCAUCACCAUGGGUGAUCGUUAUUGGCUCCUUCUUCUCCACAUGUGGGGCUGGACUUCAGAGCCUCACGGGUGCACCAAGGCUGCUACAGGCUAUAGCAAAGGAUAACAUCAUACCCUUCCUGAGGGUUUUUGGUCACAGCAAAGCCAAUGGGGAACCUACCUGGGCUUUACUUCUAACUGCUGCCAUUGCAGAGCUGGGGAUUCUUAUCGCCUCCCUGGACCUUGUGGCCCCAAUUCUUUCUAUGUUUUUCCUCAUGUGUUACCUCUUUGUGAACUUGGCAUGUGCUCUGCAAACAUUACUUCGAACACCCAACUGGAGACCUCGGUUCCGCUACUACCACUGGGCCCUCUCUUUCAUGGGAAUGAGUAUCUGUCUGGCCCUGAUGUUCAUUUCUUCCUGGUAUUAUGCCAUUGUAGCCAUGGUAAUAGCUGGUAUGAUCUACAAGUACAUUGAGUACCAAGGAGCAGAGAAAGAAUGGGGGGAUGGAAUCCGUGGACUAUCCCUCAGUGCAGCCCGGUUUGCUUUGCUUCGGCUCGAAGAAGGCCCUCCACACACUAAAAACUGGAGGCCUCAGUUACUUGUGUUGCUGAAACUAGAUGAAGAUUUACACGUCAAGCAUCCUCGCCUCCUCACCUUUGCCUCACAGCUUAAAGCUGGAAAGGGUCUCACUAUUGUGGGUUCUGUCAUUGUGGGGAACUUUCUGGAGAACUACGGGGAAGCAUUAGCUGCUGAGCAGACUAUAAAGCAUCUCAUGGAGGCAGAGAAGGUGAAGGGCUUCUGCCAGCUGGUGGUGGCGGCCAAGCUGAGGGAGGGCAUUUCCCACCUCAUCCAGUCCUGUGGCCUUGGAGGCAUGAAGCACAACACGGUGGUGAUGGGGUGGCCCAAUGGCUGGCGCCAGAGUGAAGAUGCUCGAGCGUGGAAGACUUUCAUUGGCACAGUUCGAGUGACGACUGCUGCCCACCUGGCCCUGCUGGUGGCUAAAAACAUCUCCUUCUUUCCCAGCAAUGUGGAGCAGUUUUCUGAGGGCAACAUUGAUGUGUGGUGGAUCGUGCAUGAUGGGGGCAUGCUCAUGUUAUUACCGUUCCUACUGAAACAGCAUAAGGUGUGGCGAAAAUGCAGCAUACGGAUCUUCACAGUAGCACAGCUAGAAGAUAACAGUAUUCAGAUGAAGAAGGACCUGGCUACCUUCCUCUACCACCUUCGCAUUGAGGCCGAGGUGGAGGUGGUGGAGAUGCAUGACAGUGACAUAUCAGCUUAUACUUACGAGCGCACUCUGAUGAUGGAGCAAAGGUCCCAGAUGCUCCGGCACAUGCGACUAUCCAAAACAGAGCGGGACAGAGAGGCACAGUUGGUGAAAGACCGGAACUCAAUGCUGCGAUUGACCAGCAUUGGCUCUGAUGAGGAUGAAGAGACAGAAACCUAUCAGGAGAAGGUGCACAUGACUUGGACAAAAGACAAGUACAUGGCAUCCCGGGGACAAAAGGCUAAGUCAAUGGAAGGAUUCCAGGACCUGCUUAACAUGCGUCCGGACCAAUCCAACGUGAGGCGGAUGCAUACAGCAGUGAAACUCAAUGAGGUCAUAGUUAACAAGUCCCAUGAAGCAAAGCUGGUUUUGUUGAAUAUGCCAGGGCCACCCCGAAACCCUGAGGGUGAUGAAAACUACAUGGAGUUCCUAGAAGUGCUCACCGAGGGACUAGAGCGAGUCCUCCUCGUCCGAGGUGGUGGCAGUGAAGUGAUCACCAUUUAUUCCUAAUCUACUCCUGAAGACUCUGCCUUUCUAAAAGGCCUCCCCUUUAUAAAAGGUUUCUGCAUAGGAAGCCAGCUCCUUACUACCACUUCCAUCCAGUAGAAGCUGGGGUUCUGUACACAGCACAUUGAAUUUCUUGACAGGCUGAGCCUCAAGUACUUGUGCAGAAAAGUACACGUCGUUCUGCUCUUUGCUACCAUACAAUCUCCAGUCCUGACAGGAACAGCAGGUAUUUCCUCAACUUCAGAACACUGGUCAAGUCCUGAAAGCCAUGUCUGGCCUAGCUGAAGACAAAUUAGAAUUAACAAGCUAAACUAUUAAAAUGAAUUGGCAAAAGGGAUGCUAGAAAUUCAGCUGAAGACAAAAAGCAAGUACAUGUCCUAUAUUAAAGGGGCAUCUCCAAAGUCACAAUUCAGUGAUGACACCAUGAGGGUAAAAGAGACACAACUCAUCGUAAUACAGACUACAUGGCUAAGUAUGUGGGGACCUAACAUCGUUGUGGGAUAUCCUGUGGCAAACCAAGAUGAAAACCUUUUUUAGCUCAUUUUCUUUGAUGUAUCCACUCCUCUCAAGGACUCUGUUUUAUAUUAGAGUACUAAUAUACAAACACUGAAACAUGGCUGCAGCCUCUAAUUCUUCCUUCAAAACAAGAUUCCCCCAAAAUACCAGUUUCAAGGACAGAUUGUGUUGGUCUACAUGUCAGCUGGUUCUCAAAAUCCAUUCCAUGGUUAACAUUGUAAUACAAGCAUUGUUAUCCUGGAAAUUGUCUUUUAAAGGUGGAGUAAAAAGGAUAUCUUUCAGGUUUUCAAAUGGCCAAAUUAAAGUUAACUCCAAAAGGUAGCUAUUAAGAUCUACUGAAAGUCUUUGGUUGCCUGUGCAUCGUGGGCAGUACAUACAAGCUGUUACCUAGGACAUCUAGGUGACGAUGCACCUUGACCAGUAGUUUCUCCUCUCCUUUCUUUUUUGCCCUCUGGGUUAGUAGACAGGUCCAGAAUCCUAGGAAUAAAGACUAGCUAGAAGACUCACUGAAAUCCCUGAAAGCGUGGGACUGUGUUUUAAAGGGGGAAUCUAGCAAUGGAAUUUGAAGUUCUAGAGCCAUACUCCUUCCACAGUGCCAAAGAUUGAGCUGCUGCUACUCUCCCUGCCUGCCUCCCUGAAGUGGCACAGGAUUGGCACUGGCCUGUCAAGAAACUUCUUUUUCACUAAGAAACUGUGGACUCAUUUCCAAAGCCAUAGCAAAGACAUAAGGCCCUCAGCUCACCUAAAUACCCAGAGUCUGAGCAUUUUUCUUUUUUCAAUUUUAUUCUUCAUUGGGACUGCAGGAACUUGGCUCUGAACUAAGAUUAUCCAAGCCAGCAGUCCUCUGCUAUUCCAUUUGCUUUCAGAAAGCUCUCAGCGUGUCAAGGAAAUACUUGUGCAAGCUUAGCUUUUUAUUUGCUGGUCGUAAAACAUUCACUGGUUGUCUUCAUUUACUGGUCAUAACACACCAGGCUUUCAAGCAUAGGGAAACUGCUUCGAUUGGUAACUGAAAAUAUGUGAAAUGUUCAUUUCUUUUAUAGGACAAGUAUUUAGAGAAACUAUUUUGCCUGUAUUCAUGAUCACUUUUAUCACUUUAUUAAUGAUAAAUAGUGCCACUCUUUUUUCCAUAUCCUAUUGGAUAUGGAAUAAGCAAACCUAGGUAUCAGCAGAUUAUUCAUUUGAACCUUAUGGACAGAGGAGAAAACCCUUCAGUAUGGCUUAGAAAUUGAGUAUUUUGUUUCCUUUGUUCUUUUUUUUCCAACCUCAAGACCUAGUCAAGGUAGCAAAGCAGACACAAGUUUUUCUUGCUCCUCACUGUAGAGGGUAGAGGCAUUGUUUACAGCUUCCACUGUAAUACUCUAUUGUUUAGUUGAGUCCACGGUAGUGGGACAGGUACCCUAGGACCCAAGAUAUUGAAGCCCUCGUGUUUUAAAGGUCAGCCUGCCCAGGAAUUCCUCUACAUUUAUAUACUUCCUCUCACCAAAGUGGUUGAUGCAUAUGUAUUUUUUUCCAUAUAGAAAAAAUAUGGGCAGAACAAUGUUAGUUUUAAAAGAGCUUUUUGUGGUUGGAGCUCUAUAAGAAUCUUUUUAAAGGGAUAAGGGAGUUGUUAAUAUCCCUUUUAAAGGGAUAGAGCUAUUAAUAUAGCCACUGCUUUAGCCUCUAAAACAUAAAAUCACCAUUACUUGGGAAAAUGGUUAUUAGGCCAGAUUUAAACUCAUCUCUGUCUAGAGCAUUUCAUGUCCCUGUGUUGCUUAUGUUGUUUGUGAAGUGUCUUGUCUCUUCUAAUCACUGCAAAUAAAGCAAUACUGAAAACUUGAUAAGAGAGAAUGCACCUUAGGGGAAGGGGCUUUUGUGUUUCAAGAAGGAAGAGAAAGGAAAGACCUCUUCCUGCCUCUUGACUAAAAGCCAGCUUUUAAGUCUUAGUAUGAUUUACCAGGGCAGGUUAUAACAAUGUACAUUCUCCAGUUGCUGGCCCUCUGCCUUCUAAAGCUAUCUUAAAAGCUGAAGUGUGAAUUGCAGCAUCUGCUUGACAGGUGCCCAGUUCCUCUUGGCAGGGGAAAGAUCACUCCUGUGUAUCUUCCUUUGCCUCAGAUUCCUGUGGCCCCAACUAGCGCACCAAUCCUCACUCCCCCUAAAUGUGUUAAAAAUCCAUUAUUGUGGAUAUUAAAGUAGCAAUUAUACUGUAAGCAUAUUUAUGUGCUCUUUUUGUCUGGUUUUUUUCAUCAUGUAUAAUCUGAAUCCAACAUUAGUUUCUCACAUCUUCCACAAGUGUCUCCAACAGAAUUUUUAUGUUCCCAGGUUGUGUUAAAUAGAGGUGAAAUAAUAUAGAGGUGAAAUAAGGAAAAUAGAUUUAAGGGAAACUUGUGCAACUUUUCUUUAAGCAUUGUUCUCGACCAUUUAAUUUAUUGAAAGGAGAUGCUGUGGUUCUUGAUUUAGCAGCAACCAUUCUUUUGUUUACAUAGAGUUACAGUUUUAUUUGUUGUUUUGCUCUGUACUGGAAACAUAAAUAAAGUUUUCUACAUUAUUUUCAGUCAA
This is a messenger RNA of Canis lupus familiaris (dog), 7657 nucleotides long. It is a transcript of the gene SLC12A6, whose product is annotated as solute carrier family 12 member 6. The record is from RefSeq and is a predicted model, not a curated record. Lineage: Eukaryota; Metazoa; Chordata; Mammalia; Carnivora; Canidae. Gene Ontology annotation, cellular component: membrane. Bases 1154 to 4609 code for a protein of 1151 amino acids. The transcript is spliced from 25 exons. Gene Ontology annotation, molecular function: potassium:chloride symporter activity. Gene Ontology annotation, biological process: chloride ion homeostasis; potassium ion homeostasis; chloride transmembrane transport.